Microtus oregoni (creeping vole) is the source of this 1509-nucleotide messenger RNA. It is a transcript of the gene Tex44, whose product is annotated as testis expressed 44. Lineage: Eukaryota; Metazoa; Chordata; Mammalia; Rodentia; Cricetidae. The transcript has a single exon. The record is from RefSeq and is a predicted model, not a curated record. Bases 1 to 1509 code for a protein of 502 amino acids.
AUGACCACCGAGCCCCGGGAAGAGGCUGAAGCCACCAGCAGGCCAGUAUACGAUCUUCCCGACGCCUCUGUGGGCAAUGAAGCUGAUGACAACUCUGCAGAAUCGCCUGGAGAGUCCCAAAGUCAGGACUUCCUGCCUGAUGAUGUCCCGCCGGUAGGUAUCACUGCGGCAUUCUCCGAACAUGAGGAUGUAGUCCAGGCCUCUGAGACGACAGCCGUCGCCACAGAGAACGAUGAAGAUCAACUCACCAUUGCGGCUGACACCUUCAUGGGGCAGGAUGAAGACCGGGCCCCUGUGCAGACUGCCACCUCCAUGGAGCAAUAUGUAGACCAAGUGUCCGUGCAGACUGCCACUCUUACUGGGCAGGAUGAAGACCAGGCCUCCAUGCAGACUGCCACCUCUAAGGGACAGGAUGAAGACCAGGUGUCAAUGCCAAUCACCCCUCCAAUGGGACAGGAUGGAAAUCAGGCCUCCAUGCAGAUAGCCACCUCCAUCAGGAAAGGUGUAGAGAUAGUCAUCUCCAUGAAUAUGCCAACUUCUGGGGACAAAGAUGAGAACGCAGACGCUCCAAGCCAAAACCAGGAGAAUCUUGAAGGGAACACAUCUCUGCUGCAGCAAGACUCAGGUAUCCUGCAAGUGUUUGUGGGCUUCCAGAACCCAGUGUGGGACAGACUGGCUGAAAAUAACCGCACAAGUCGGAGCCGCACAGUUUUCCCAAGUGACUCCCAGAACCAGGAAAAGACACCAGGAAAACUGCAUGUUCCUGAAGGGGAGCCAGAAAUAGCUCCAAAAGCUGAGGUCCCAUCUGCUCCGCCUGAAGAUGUCCAGCCUUCUGUGGGAGCUACUGACCCAUCCACUUUGAAUACCAGUAGUCCUGACCAAGAACCCAAGGGCAUCACCAAAUCUGCUGAGCAGGAAGCUGAAGGUUUCGGGGCCUUGAACCCCGAAAGCAAAGAUAGACCUCCAGGGCCUACCAGGGAGGAUUUAGCUGAUGAAUCAAGGAUCUCGCAGACACCCCCACCUUUCUCCAGCUCCCCAGGAGGCAGUCCACCUCCCUCUCCAGGUCCCUGCCACGUGUCCCUGGGCAGGAACCUUCUAGACCCCAGCCUGUACAGGCCUGAUGUGGAGAAUGACUACAUGCGCUCCAUGACCAGCCUGCUGGGCGGUGGUGAGGGCUCCACCAGCUCCCUUGCAGACAUCCUGGUGUGGUCAGACACAGCCACCGGCAUGCGCUUGGCCGUUGGCAUCCUGACUUCAGGCUACAGCUCUCCAGCUGACAGGCUCCACGAAGAGGGUCCCAGCCUGCGCACUGUCUCCAGUCUCUUGGGUAGUGCCAGGUCAGCUCUCUCCUCUGGAUUGGUGGCUGGAACCGGCUCGGCCCUGCGCUCAGUCACGCACCUACUGGAGUCUGUGGAGAGACGAACUGUAGAAGGCAUCCGGUCAGCUGUUCGCUACCUGGCCCACCACUUCACCUCACGAGGGGCUCGCGCUGGCCCCAAUAGUGACUAG